Messenger RNA from Spodoptera exigua (beet armyworm), 4685 nucleotides. The record is from the annotation of a GenBank genome assembly. NCBI's taxonomy places the organism in Eukaryota, Metazoa, Arthropoda, Insecta, Lepidoptera, Noctuidae.
GUCAAAUUGUGUGUCCCAUCACUAGUUCGUAUGUAACCGCGCCUUGUUUGCGUGCUAAUAUUUCUAAAUAUUGAAGAAAACAACUAUAAAAUAGAAUUAUGAUUCUAGCGUUAUAGCAUUUUUGUGGAAUCCGGCUUAAACUCCUGUGAAAAUGGAUGAAAAAGAAGAGUUGCAUCUAACCUCUCAGGAGUUGCAAGUUUUGUCCGAACUUGACAGUCGGCAGUUUGGUUUUCUUAAGUUACGUGGCACUGAACAUGGCAGGACCCGAGCUCUUGUACUCAAGGCUGUCAAGUAUCUUGAAGGAAUGCUUGUACAAGUUAAGGAGGAAGAAAGAGCAUGUUCACCAGGAGACAGAAGAGAUAUAUGCAUUGACCCAAAAACUUAUUGUAAACUUGGACAUUUCCAUCUACUACUUGAGGAUUAUGCUAAAGCAAUGUCAGCUUAUCAAAAGUUCUAUGCCCUGGAGCCUGACAACUGGAAGGACCCUCUGUUCCUGUACGGAUUGGGGCUAUGCUAUUACCACUACAAUGCCUUUGAGUGGGCUACAAAGGCGUUGCAAAUGGCACUGUACGUGUCGCCGGGGUUCACCCGCGCGGCGGACGCGCACCUACGGCUGGCGCUCAUGUACAAGGCGCGCCGCCACUGGACCAUCGCCGCCGUCCACUUCAGGCGCGCCCGCCUUGCACCACACCAGGACGCCACCUUCACCCGGCUCGAGCUCAGCUUCCACGCCGCGCACCUCCUUGAAGCGAGAGGUCUGAGGAAAGCAGCCAGAGACGCAUACGAAAGGCUACUAAAGGAACCUCAGUUGUCCUCGACCCUAAAAGCCGAUGUUUGCAGACAGCUAGGAUGGCUAUACCACCGCUGUGUGUCAUUGGGCGAGCCGGCAGCCCGCGCUCGUGCUGCCAUCUGGUGCCUGCAGCGAGCGGUGGCAGCCGAGCCAGAGUCAGGAGCAGGGCUCUAUCUACUCGGGCGGUGCUUUGCAGCGCAAGGAAAAGUACACGACGCCUUCAUUGCAUACAGGAAUUCUGUAGAAAAGUCCGAAGGCAAUGCCGACACUUGGUGUUCCAUAGGCGUUUUGUAUCAGCAGCAGAACCAGCCCAUGGACGCCUUGCAGGCAUACAUCUGCGCGGUGCAACUAGAUAAGGGUCACUCUGCGGCGUGGACUAACUUGGGCAGUUUGUAUGAAAGCUGUCAAAUGCCCAGAGACGCAUUUGCGUGUUAUACAAACGGCGGGGCAGCUGCAACUGCGUCGCAUUCCGCUUUACGACAAAGGCUCGCCUUUCUGAGAGCGCAUUUGGCACAUGCCCCAAUGCCUUCUGUGACGGGAAAACGACGCCAGCUCCCAUCUAUCGAGGAAGCCUGGAACCUGCCAAUAUCCGCAGAAAUGUCAUCCCGUGCGCCCAAGUCAGCACCCCCGCCCUACCCCGGCAAGAGACCCGAGGAGCCCCCGCCACUCACACAACACCAGUUGCAGACUCUACAGUACUUACAGAAGAACUCCAACAAUUUGUCGCCGCAGCAACAAGCUUUGAUGCAGCAGUUACUGACGCAGUAUCGACAAGCGCAGGCGGCGAGAGCGCGUGCGGUGACGAAAAGCGAAGGUAGCGCCACCGGCGGCGACAACGCUGAGUCGCUCGCCGAAGAUCUGUUGAAGAGGUUCUCAGAUACUCAACCCGAAGUUAAGAAGGAGCCUAUAAGUGCGGAUAGCUCCAGUAAUGCAGGCAGUAGUGGCGAAACUGUGCUCGGCGGGCGACAGCCUGUCGUGAAGCUGGAGCCCCUGAAAACAGAUCCACUGAAGCCGGUCUCCUUUCACAUCGGCAUGAGCUCGAAGCAGAUUUUGGAAUCUUGCAAGGAGAACGCUGGCCCUCCUACGGCGUGGUCAGUACUAGGCGACGGGUGCGGGCCGCCGGAGCCCCCUCCGGUACCACCGCCGCGCCUGUCUCCCGAACAGCUGGCGCCACCAGCGCCUUUCGUCUACGUAGAGUCCAAGCGAGAUGCCUUCUCGCCCCAGCUGCAAGACUUCUGUCUCAAGCACCCCAUCGCUGUGGUGCGCGGCCUCACUGCGGCUCUAAAGCUUGACCUCGGGUUGUUCUCCACCAAGACUCUAGUGGAGGCAUGGCCCGACCAUGCCGUGGAGGUGCGCACGCAGCUCAUGCAGUCGGCCGACGAGAACUGGGACCCCACCGGCCGCCGCCGCGUCUGGGCCUGCGCCUCGCAUCGCUCGCAUACCACGGUGCGCAAGUACGCGCAGUACCAGGCCGGCUCCUUCCAGGAGUCGCUGCGGGAGGAGCGCGAGCGGGGCGGGGCCGCCACCGCGCCCGGCGGCGGCGCGCUGUCCGACUCGGACGGCCGCGAGUCCGGCUCCGGGCCGGUCAAACGUCGCCGAGCUGCACGAAUGCUACGCUUUGGGACCAACGUAGAUCUUUCAGACGAGCGGAAGUGGCGCCCUCAACUCACCGAGCUACAGAAGUUGCCAGCUUUCGCACGUGUCGCGUCAGCUGCCAAUAUGCUAUCACAUGUAGGACACGUUAUUCUGGGCAUGAACACAGUCCAGUUGUACAUGAAAGUACCGGGUAGUCGCACACCUGGCCAUCAAGAGAAUAACAACUUUUGUUCGAUUAACAUUAACAUCGGACCUGGCGAUUGCGAGUGGUUCGGUGUUCCCGAUGCGUAUUGGGGAGGAGUGCGAGAUCUGUGCGAGAGACAUGGCUUGUCGUACUUACACGGGUCAUGGUGGCCCGACCCCGAGGAGCUUCGUGCGCACGGGGUGCCCGUGUACCGCUUCACGCAGCGGCCGGGAGACUUGGUGUGGGUGAACGCGGGCUGCGUGCACUGGGUGCAGGCCACCGGCUGGUGCAACAACAUCGCGUGGAACGUCGGGCCGCUGACCGCGCGCCAGUACUCGCUGGCGCUGGAGCGGUACGAGUGGAACAAGGUGCAGAACUUCAAGUCCAUCGUGCCCAUGGUGCACCUGACGUGGAACCUGGCGCGCAACAUCCGCGUGUCGGACCCGCGCCUGCACCGCGCCAUGCGCACGUGCCUGCUGCAGACGCUGCGCGCCGCGGCCGGCACGCUGGCGGCCGUGCGCGCGCGCAACGUGCCGGUGCGCUUCCACGGGCGCGCGCGCGGCGAGGCCAGCCACUACUGCGGCGCCUGCGAGCGCGAGGUCUGGCACGCGCUGCUGGUGCGCGAGCACGAGCGCCGCCACGUGGUGCACUGCCUGGCCUGCGCGCGCCGCGCCGCGCCCGGCCUGGCCGGCUUCCUGUGUCUGGAGGAGCACCACAUGGACGAGCUGGCGCAGGUCUACGACGCCUUCACGCUGCACCGGCCCGCGCCGGCCGCGGCGCACGCGGCGGCGCUGGUGCCGGUGCCGGUGCCGGACUGAGCGCGCCCGACGGCGGCGGAUCUGUAUUUAUUUCGUGUGCGAGUGUAUGAUAGUUUGGGUUUAUGACCAGAUAUUUUUAUAUAUCGACGUUUAGUUUCGGUGCGUCCAGAGGUCGAUGUAAACGAAGAUUAUCUCAAGCCAGACUUGUACUCGAUCGGCACUUCACAUUUUAGACAGUAUUAGAUGCUAGCUAAUUCCGACGGUUAUAUAGGUAAUUUUUGACGACGCAUGAAGGUGUCAUUGUUGACCAAGUUGUAAUAAAUUGUAACAGAUGCACGUGAUCUAUUUUUACUACGAUGCGCCUGAUUCUAAAAUUGUUGUAUGAUGAGGACUUGAUGAAAUAUUUUUGGUGAUAAAUGUAAUUUUGUAAUAUGGAAUCUUAUACAGUUUACACGCUCCUCGAUCACUUUUGUAAUUGUGCGAGAUAUUUGAUAUAUGAAGUCAAUUGUAUCGGCGACGACUAGCCGCGGUUGUAGAAGGUACGUAUAAUGUUAUCGGCGGCGCGGGCGGCCUCGACGCGUACCGCGAUAACGUAGAGUAGCGACUAGAGUGCUAGCAAUGUACGCAGGAACAGAAGGCCGCCCGCGGAGAUGUCAAGUGCUCACGUGUUCACCAUCGUAUAUAAAUGUCUUAUUUUUGUAUAGAAGCGUAUUUAUUUAUUUUUAUCGUACAGUGACCUUAGUUUGAUUUUAGACAGUCUUAGCAAAUAGUAGUAUUAAGUAAAACUGCACGUAAGGAGACCCUACGUUUUAGUAGGGCCUGGAGAAUAGUGCUGCGAUGUCCCAAAGAAUGUUAUAAUGUACUUGAGUAGGUAAAUGGAAAUUGUAUGAUCAAUUUAUUGAUAUUAUAUUGUCGACAUUUCUUGAAUAUAUCUGACAUGUUUGGGAUCUGACAUUAAAACAUUUUUUUUUUAUUUUAGCAAGUUGACUUUAUCAUUUCGUAAAAUUGGACUGUAUUAAAAAUAAGCAUAAUUAAAAUGUUGUUUCUUGGAUUGAUGUAAAUUAGGAUGGAUUAGGCAUGUAAGCUCGGGUUGGCAGUAAAGCAGGACAACUCGCCUCUGACACUUGCCUGUUUGUUGUUUAUCUUGAAGUUUUAUUGAUGUUUUAGUGGCAUUUCAUGUUGAUGAUUAAUUUUUAAGUGUCAGAAGCGAGUUUGGUAUAGAGAAUAUGGAAGUGUUGGUCGGAUUAUGUAUAGCGAUGCCGAAAUAUUUAUAAGUAAUAAUAAUAACAUCACUGCCAUGUAUGACCUUACUGUUUAUACUGUAAAUUACAUUUUUAAUAAAGAAAUUUAAGUAAGA